Molecule: messenger RNA, 1877 nt
Organism: Spirometra erinaceieuropaei
Lineage: Eukaryota; Metazoa; Platyhelminthes; Cestoda; Diphyllobothriidea; Diphyllobothriidae
Source: the annotation of a GenBank genome assembly
AUGUCCCAAGACCAGAAGUCACUCAUUAACCCAAAUUCUCAAGGAGCUAGCGUACGCUUGGAUCGGCUCGAGGAGGUAUUAAUGCGCCUGAAAGCCCAGCUCACUGCAGUUACCACUAACGGCCCGCGGCGAACACCAAACCGUCGCCAUACUUCCUCCGUUUCCCACCCCCGCGCUGAUGCCCAACUAACUCUCAUGACAGAUGCUUCCAGCACUGCCGUUGGUGCGUCACUGCAGCAAACUGUUGGUGGUGUUCUACAACCUCUGGCUUUCUUCUCGAAGAAGCUCAGCCCAACAGAGACCCGCUACAGUGUCUUCGGCCUAGAACUGCUCGCCGUCUACCUAUCCAUUCGGCACUUUCGCCAUUUCCUCGAGGGUCGUGAAUUUGUUGUUCUAACAGAUCACAAGCCACUCGUUUUUGCACUGAGGGCCUCUCCCGAUCGAUACUCGCCCCGUGAAAUCCGUCAUCUUAACUUCAUCUCACAGUUUUCCUGCGACAUCCAACACGUCCAUGGUAAGGAAAAUGUGGUUGCUGAUGCUCUAUCAAGAAUCGAGAUGGCUUCCAUCACAACUGACGCCAUAGACUUCACACUCAUGGCUGAGGCUCAGCGAUCGGAUGACGAGCUCUCCCAAUACCGCCACGAGAACUCUUCUUUACGCCUUCAAGAUGUCCCCCUUCCCACUGGCACAGGCACCAUCACGUGUGACCUUUCUACCGGACACGAACGUCCUUUUGUUCCAGCAACUUUACAACGACGAGUGUUCAACGCUCUUCACAAUCUAUCCCACCCUGGAGUUCGGGCGACAGUGAAACUCAUCACUGACCGAUUCGUCUGGCCCAAAAUCAACCGGGAUGUACGGCGUUGGACCCGAUCCUGUCUACCAUGUCAACGAGCCAAAACGCAUCGGCAUACCAUUACUCCGCCAGGUACUUUCGCCACUCCUGAUGCACGCUUCAGUCAUGUGCACAUUGACCUGGUAGGUCCGCUGCCACCAUCUAACGGUUCUACCUACAUGCUGACAUGCAUUGAUCGCUUUACUCGGUGGCCGGUUGCUGCGCCCAUUCCGGACAUCAGUGCUGAAACCGUUGCGAAAGCUUUCUUGACUCAUUGGGUGUCCAAUUUUGGAGUUCCUGCGACUGUCACCACUGACCGCGGAUCCCAAUUCGAGUCCACGCUGUUUUGCGAACUCACUUCCCUUCUCGGUACCAACCGAAUCCGAACAACAGCGUACCACUCUCAAGCAAACGGUCUCGUCGAACGUUUCCAUCGACAGUUCAAGACUUCCCUUAUGGCCCAGCCUGAUCCUUCCCGAUGGUCUGAUCACCUUCCCCUGGUGCUGUUGUCCCUCCGUUCCACUCUCAAGGCCGACAUCGGUUGCACUGCAACUGAUCUUGUCUACGGAACCUCCCUACGACUGCCCGGUGAGUUAGUAUCUCCCUCAAACAUGCUAACGUUUUUCGAACCUUCCAGUUAUGUGGAGCAGUGCGUAGUGUCAUGCGCAAACUCCGCGCAACGCCCCCUCGGGCGUCACAGGCCAAUUCCUUCAUCCCUUCCGACCUGGAUAAGUGCGAUUUCGUCUUGGUUCGGCAUGACGCUGUCCGACGACCACUCCAACCACCCUAUGACGGGCCGUAUAAAGUCCUUCGUCGAUCUGACAAAGAUGUUGUCAUCGCCCGCAACGGCAAGACCGACGCAGUCAGCAUUGAUCGCGUCAAGCCGGCCUACAUCGACGACAGUGACCAUCCCUCACUCCAACACUGUACUCCGCCUCAGACAGUGCGGCCUCCUCACCCUACUGGCGACAGUCCCCCUCCGGUUCGCCACACACGAUCUGGUCGUCACGUCCACUGGCCCGACAGGUUUGUUGCUGGCUAG